Molecule: messenger RNA, 4060 nt
Organism: Neolamprologus brichardi
Lineage: Eukaryota; Metazoa; Chordata; Actinopteri; Cichliformes; Cichlidae
Gene: rasal1a
Product: RAS protein activator like 1a (GAP1 like)
Biological process (GO): negative regulation of Ras protein signal transduction; intracellular signal transduction; cellular response to calcium ion
Molecular function (GO): GTPase activator activity
Source: RefSeq, a predicted model, not a curated record
GCGCGCCUGUGUCGCGCGCUGCUUGGUGGGCAGUGCGCCGUCACGAGCUGAAGGUGUCAUGAAACGAAGAAAACUCACUUGCCGAGGGGAAGAGCACUGUUUAUAACAGCGCGUAUGGGAGCACAGGAGAAACUGGAUUAGUGGUUCAUACGAUUAAAAUGGCCAAAAACACAUCUCUUUAUUUUCGAAUUGUCGAGGGCAGAAACCUCCCGGCCAAAGACGUCUCCGGAACCAGUGAUCCAUACUGCAUUGUAAAAGUUGACAAUGAAGUUGUGGCCAGGACGGCCACUGUGUGGAAGAACCUUAAUCCUUUCUGGGGUGAAGAAUACACGUUGCAUCUCCCAAUGGGGUUUCAUUCCCUCUCUUUUCACGUUAUGGAUGAGGACACAAUUGGGCACGAUGAUGUUAUUGGAAAGAUUACGCUGACCAAAGAAGCCAUUGGAGCUCAAGCUAAAGGGCUAGACUGCUGGCUAAAUCUCACAAAGGUUGACCCUGAUGAAGAAGUCCAAGGAGAGAUCCAUCUGGGUCUGGAGCUGCUUAAAGAUACGGAGAAGAUCAGUCUGCGGUGUCAAGUCAUUGAAGCCAGAGACCUGGCUCCAAGAGACAUUUCUGGAACCUCUGAUCCCUUCACAAGAGUUAUUUUCAACAACCAUAGUGCAGAGACCUCGAUAAUCAAGAAGACCCGUUUUCCUCACUGGGGUGAGACGUUAGAGCUGGAGCUGGAUCCAGAAGAGUUGCGUGAGGAGGAGGGGACUGUUACUGUACAGGUCUGGGACUGGGACAUGGUGGGCAAGAAUGACUUUCUGGGAAAGGUGGAAAUCCCUUUUGCUUGUUUGCACAAGACACCUCAGUUAGAGGGCUGGUUUCGUUUACUGCCCUUGGGAAACAAUGAGGUUGAUGCUGGUGGCAAGCUGGGAGCCCUCCGUCUCAAGGUGCGUCUGGUGGAGGAUCAGAUCUUGCCAUCCAUGUACUAUCAGCCUCUCAUCGACCUUCUGGUUGAGUCGGUAAUCUCUCCUACAGAGGUGGAGGAUAGCAGCGCUCUGACUAUGCUGGAGGAGGUCACCACAGUUGAGAGCAGACAGGACGUGGCAAUGACUUUGGUGAAAAUCUACCUGGGACAAGGACUGGUGGUACCCUUCCUGGACUACCUUAACACCCGGGAGGUCAACCACACCACUGAUCCUAACACCUUAUUUCGAUCAAACUCACUUGCCUCCAAAGCCAUGGAACAAUUCAUGAAGGCUGUUGGCAUGCUGUAUCUGCAUGAGGUGUUGAAGCCCAUCAUCAACCGCAUCUUUGAUGAGAAAAAGUACAUUGAACUUGACCCAUGUAAGAUCGACCUGAACCGCACAAGAAGGAUUUCAUUCAAGGGUGCAGUGUCAGAGGCAGAGGUGCGGGACAGCAGCGUGGAGAUGCUGCAGAGCUAUUUGACCAGCAUCAUCGAAUCAAUCGUGAGCUCAGUCGAUCAGUGUCCUCCUGUAAUGAGAGUGGCCUUCAAACAGCUGCACAAGAGAGUGGAGGAGCAAUUUACCGAGCCUGAGAAUGAGGAUGUGAAGUACCUGGCCAUCAGUGGAUUCUUUUUCCUGCGUUUUUUUGCUCCUGCAAUCCUCACACCUAAGCUGUUUCAGCUGAGAGACCAGCAUGCUGACACGCGUACAAGCAGAACACUGUUACUACUAGCCAAGGCACUACAAAGUGUUGGGAACUUGGGACUUCAGCUGGGCCACGGAAAAGAACAGUGGAUGGCGCCUCUUCAUCCCAUCAUCCUUCGCAGUGUGGCUUCUGUCAAGGACUUCCUGGACAAGUUAAUUGACAUAGAUCAUGACACUGCGUCUGAAGUGCCUCAGAGGGCUGUGUUCACGGCUUCAGUCACAGUCAAAGAGGGGUUUCUCCACAAACACAAAGCAGAAGGACCCCAACUGUUAUCCCGCUUUGCAUUUAAGAAACGCUACUUCUGGUUGACGAGUGAGACGCUGUCUUAUGCCAAGACUCCUGACUGGCAGGUGCGCUCUUCAAUUCCUAUUCAGUGUGUGUGCGCCGUGGAGAGGGUGGAUGAAAAUGCUUUUCAGCAGCAGAAUGUAAUGCAGGUCAUCACCCAGGACAACGACGGACAGCUGCACACCACGUACAUCCAGUGCAAGAAUGUAAAUGAGCUGAACCAGUGGCUGUCUGCGAUCAGGAAAGUCAGCAUCUACAAUGAGCGCAUGCUGCCCUCUUUUCACCCGGGGGUUCAUCGCAGUGGCAAGUGGACCUGCUGCCUGCAGGCCGACCGAGCUGUUGCAGGCUGCAGUAGAACCCACUCAGCUGUGACACUUGGUGACUGGAGUGACCCGCUGGAUCCCGACGUGGAGACUCAGACGAUAUACAAGCAGCUUCUGCAGGGCAAAGACAAACUCAGGAACAAAUAUCUGGAGAUGCCGGAUGAUGAUGAGACAGCGUGCAAUAAAGAAAAGAAGACGAAUGUGGACGUUCACCCAGAUGGUGCUGAAUGCACUGUUCAGCAAAUGAAGCCAUGUCAGGGCAUCGCUGCUCGGCUGUUGGUGGUGAUAGAGGACCUGGAGCAGGCUCACGCUACCUUCCAGCGCAGAGAAAAGGAGGACGUCACCAGUGUUAUUAUGAAUCCCUAGAGUUCACAUGUGAACUGGGAGCCUUUAAUGCAUCAAGGCGGGUUAGGGGUGGGGAGUGGAAGGGCAGCAUCCUGUACCAACACAAGUGAAAAUCAGCUAACCCACUCUCUUGAUUGUCAUGGAGAAAAAAUUGGCUGUGUGGUGCCACCUCUUCCAGCCUUUUAGUACAUUUCCUCCUGGCUGUAAAGAGCAGAGGGAAUUCUGCCACUUUAAUCUUUUUGAUUCUCCGAGUGCCACCGACAAGAGCGCCGCAGGAAGAUUAUGAUACUUGACAAAAAGGAGGUGGGGAGGGGUGGAGGGACUUUGAAGCAUGAUCUGACUUGAUAUUUUUUAUGUAGAUAAUAAGCAAUCUGUUGCAUGGCCCACAUCCACUUGUUGUGAAAUGUGAAAAGAAGCUUUUAUAUUUUGAGAUACUGUACAGGACCCGAGUCACACAUUUAUAUGCAAAAAGCUUGUUUUAGUGUAACCUACAGUACCUGAAUGUAAGGUGUUUUGAUAUUGCUGUUAUUAUUAUAAAUGCUUUGUAUUUUUAUUGAGGCAAACUAUCACCAUGGCCGCAAUGUAGCAGUGACAAUAACAUUAUAAGUUAUUCCACAGUGUGACGCCGCUUGUAAAGUGAGCAAAACUCAGAUUUUAAUUGUUGCUUCAGUCCCUUUACACAAAACAUCCGCUUUGGUUUGGUGCUACGGCCAGUCAACGUAAAUGUUGGGUUCUGAUGUAAUUCACAUUUUUAUAAUGCCAUUCCUAAGAUGGGUAAUAUUUACCUGGUUAUUAUAUAAUAUCCAUACAUGGACAAAUUUUAUUUGAAAAAGAGGGGAAUUAACAAUCAUGAGACACUCCCGUUUGCUAAGUUGACAGUUUCAGAGAUUUUUGUACCACUGCAUUGGUUUCAUGUGUUUGAGAUGCCAAAUCUGCUUUUAGGAGUUUUAAAGAAAAAAUACACAUGUGGGGAAUUUUGAUCAUUUUCCAUAGAGAAAGUAGUGUUCAGUGUCCGUCUAUUAAACAAUAUUCAGUUGAAUAAAAUCCGAUCUGAGAUCAUCAGGCAUUCUUCUCACCCUCAAGCUUAACACUCUAAAACACAUGGCAGACAUUACAUUCAGCAUCCUGUAUUGAGAUGGUUAUUACGAGUGUGUUGGUGUUUGCAGCUUUCCACAUUUUUCUUUUAUUACUCUGCUGCUCGAGUCAUAACAAGAGUAGGCAUGAGUGGAACAUUGUGUUCUCUUGAAUGGGGACUCUUGUUAUGAAAAAGAAAAGAAAGGGGAAAAAAACCCCGCCUGUACCUUAUUUUGCAAAUUCAUCAUAAUGGUUUGUUCCAAGUGGGUUGUUACUGUGAACACAAUUGUAUUAUUCAAUAAACUCCGCUGAAGAAAUCAAAGGAGAUGGUGUCAAAUUUGUGCCCAGAAAAAAACGAGACUGACACUUUUUUCUUUACA